UUUCAAUACAUUCCUUGUUCCAAAUUCAAUCGGGACAAGGAAUCGAAAACCGGAACAUUCUGCUGCUGUUGUUGUUUUUAGUGUUUUUGUUAUCAGCUGUGUGCUUUCGGAACACUCUUUUCUUUUUGGAUUUGCGUGCAUUUCCCAAAUUUUCAGGAUGUUGGCGCAACCAAUUUUAAAAACUGUCAGCAAAGAACUGUCCUCGGCUGGACGCAGAAACAUUGGCAUUUCUGCGGUACUUUUACAGAAAGCAUCCGACCCAAUCCAGCAGUUGUUCUUGGACAAACUUAAAGAAUACAAGUCUAAGAGCGGUGGAAAGUUGUACGACCCAUCUCCAGAAAUUCAGAAGGAAUACAAAGCUGAACUUGCCAGAAUAGCUCAACAGUAUGGUGGAGUUAAACCUGAGGAAAUGACCAAGUUCCCUAAAUUCACCUUCCAAGAUCCCGAAAUCAAAACAUAAGCAAAGAUUUGAUUCUUUCAUCUCAUGGCUCACCAGAGUUCAUCCGUUGAUACUUAGCUGUAGGAAAGAGAGUAAUAAUAUGCGAAAAACGUGCUUCUUCCCUCCCUCAAGACUGAGGAUGUGCGGAUCCCAGCCCUCUCUUUUUACCCUAAUUUUCGUUAAUUAAUUGUUUAGUUUAAAAUUACAAUUAAGUAAAUAUAAAUGGUUUUUUUUUUGUA
Messenger RNA from Bemisia tabaci, 678 nucleotides. It is a transcript of the gene ATPsynCF6, whose product is annotated as ATP synthase, coupling factor 6. The record is from RefSeq and is a predicted model, not a curated record. Gene Ontology annotation, biological process: proton motive force-driven ATP synthesis. Gene Ontology annotation, cellular component: proton-transporting ATP synthase complex. Gene Ontology annotation, molecular function: proton transmembrane transporter activity. NCBI's taxonomy places the organism in Eukaryota, Metazoa, Arthropoda, Insecta, Hemiptera, Aleyrodidae.